Messenger RNA from Miscanthus lutarioriparius, 1530 nucleotides. The record is from the annotation of a GenBank genome assembly. NCBI's taxonomy places the organism in Eukaryota, Viridiplantae, Streptophyta, Magnoliopsida, Poales, Poaceae.
AUGGCGGGCGGGGCCAAGGCACGGCGGCUCUUGCUCGCCGGCGCUUUGCUCCUCCUGAGGCUGCUCGAUCUCCCAUGGGCCACGGUGGCGGUCCGCAGGAGCGACUUCCCGGCGUCGUUCCUCUUCGGCACGGCCACCUCCUCCUACCAGAUCGAAGGUGCGUACCUCGAGGGCAACAAAAGCUUAAGUAACUGGGAUGUCUUCACUCACAUACCAGGAAGAAUCGAAGAUGGAAGCACCGGGGAUACCGCGGAUGAUCACUAUCAUCGUUACGAGGAUGACAUUGAGCUCAUGCACUCUCUUGGCACGAACGCCUACAGAUUCUCAAUAUCAUGGGCCAGAAUUCUUCCAAAAGGAAGAUUCGGCCAAGUCAACCCGGAAGGCAUCGCUUUCUACAACAAACUCAUCGAUUCACUCCUGCUCAGAGGAAUAGAGCCAUUCGUGACGCUGGCCCACUACGACAUCCCGCAAGAGCUCGUGGACAGGUACGGUGCGUGGCUCAGCGCCGAGGUCCGUCGCGACUUCGGCUACCUGGCGGACGUGUGCUUCGCGGUGUUCGGCGACCGCGUCAAGCACUGGGCCACCUUCAACGAGCCCAACGUCGCCGUGACCAAGGGCUACAUGCUCGGCACCUACCCGCCGGGGCGCUGCUCGCCGCCGUACGGCUCCUGUGCCCAGGGAAACUCCGACGCCGAGCCCUACGUCGCCACGCACAACGUCGUCCUGUCCCACGCCACUGCCGUCGAGAUUUACAAGAGGAAGUACCAGAGAAGGCAGAAGGGCAUGAUUGGCAUUGUGAUGGCAGGCUUCUGGUUCGUUCCACUGACGGACACACCAGUGGACCGGAUGGCGACUGAACGGGCACUGGCCUUCAGUGUUCCAUGGUUUCUUGAUCCGAUAAUCUACGGCGACUACCCUCCGGAGAUGCGACAGCUCCUGGGCUCCAAGCUGCCGACCUUCUCGCCGGAGGAGAGGAGGAAGCUGGGUUACAAGCUGGACUUCAUCGGGAUCAACCACUACACGACUCUGUACGUGAAGGACUGCAUGUUCACGUCAGAUUGCCCAUCGGGUCAGGAUAUCCAAUAUGCGCUGGCGGCCUACACCGGAGAAAGAAAUGGAGUUCACAUCGGACCUCCAACAGCUAUGCCACUGUUCUUCGAUGUUCCUGACGGGAUAGAGAAGAUGGUCACCUACAUCAUGAAGAGAUACAACAAUCUUCCCAUGUUCCUAACCGAAAAUGGCUAUGCACAGGGUGGAGAUGGUUACAACCAUGUUGAAGAUUGGCUUGACGACCAGGGUAGGAUACAGUACCUCGAUGGUUACCUCACAAAACUUGCCAAAGUUAUCAGGGACGGCGCCGAUGUUCGAGGUUACUUCAUCUGGUCUCUCAUUGACAAUUUUGAGUGGACAUACGGAUACACCCUCCGGUUUGGACUUCACUAUGUUGACUACCAAACACAGGAAAGAAAGCCCAAGUCAUCCGCGCUGUGGUACAAACGGUUCCUCCAAAGUUUACAUGAAGCUCAAUAG